AUGGAAAAAAGGGGAAAUAAUAAAAUUCCAAAUUUUGUGGAUGAAAAUGAAAAGAACAAUUAUGUAAAAUGUGAAAUGAUAAAAAAUAUGAGCAAGCAAGGAAAAGAAAUACUUAUAAAAAUGUUAAAAAUAAAAGAAAAUAUAAUAUAUGAUGAUAUAUUAAAUAUAAAUAUAUUUAUAAAAAACAUUUGGAUGUCUAUGGAUUUACAAUGUACCUUUUCUUUAAAUGAUCUAAUACUUAUUUCUAGAACAUUUAAAAAUACUGAAAUUAUAUAUGAUGAUAUAAGUUUUGAAGAUAAUGAAAAAAAACAAAAAACAAAUGAAUCCUUAUUUAGUGAUGAAAAAAAACCAAAAAAUAUUUUUCUAUACUUUCAAAAUUAUAAGAUCCGUAAAAAUGUAGUUAAAAUUUUUUUUCCAAAAAGCCAUACAGUUUGUUUCAUUCAUAAAAAUGGAUCUAUACAUAUACAUGGCUCAUUAGUAUUAAAAAAACUUUUACUAAUAUUAAUUAAAGUUGUUAAAAAAUUAAAAUAUAAAACAUUUUGGAAUUACAAUAAAUCCAAAACCAAACAAAAUGAACCAAACAACUUUCCAUCAGCUUUAGAUAAAUCUUUUCAAACACACACAGAAAAUUUAUUACAUGAAAAUAAACAAAAACAAGUUGAAUAUACAAGACCAUCGGAUAUAAUAGACGAUACUAAAGAACAAAGCACAUCCAAUUACUUCAGUUUUAUCAACAAUAAUUUAAAUCAAAAAAUUGAAUCCAUAGAGCCAGAUCAUCCUUCAUCAAGUUUGAAGCAAACAGACAUGGUAAUGAACAAUUUGAAAGGAACUAGUGAUAUCAUAAAUAAUUGUGAAAAUAUUAUCAAAGAAAUACGAGAUAAGAUAGAUAAAUUAAACCCUUUAGAAAUGGGCACUAUUCCUUUUGAUGAGUCAAAUAAUGAACUUGAGCAAAACUGUAUGAACAGUCAUAAAAAUUGUGAAAAAAAUGACUUCUUACGUCUUGAGGAUAAUUUUUCCGAUUUUGAAGAAAAGGAAGAAAAACUUUUACUAUUGAAUAGUGAUAAUGCCAAACCAAAUAAAGAUGACGAGUUAAACUUUUUGAAAAAAAAUGAGGAAAUAAAUAUAAAUAAAGAAAGAAUAAGAAAUAGUUUAAAUUUCGAAAAUGUUCCUAUAAAUAAUGAAUAUAAUAUUAAUAAGAUUAGCAAAAAAUUUAUGUACAAAUUUAAUAUCCAUGAUAAAUGGUCAUAUACAAUUCGAGACGAUAUGAUUUUUGAUAUGACAAAAUUUAAUAUUAAACAAUUAGUAUGUGUUUUUAAAAUAAAAUUAAAACAUUUUGAUAUAUCACGAAUUUAUAAUUAUAUUGAAUUUAAAAAUAUAUUAACUGAUAUUAAUAAUAUUAUAUAUAUAAAAAUUGAUCAAAAUUUUUUAAAUAAAUUAAUUUCACAAACAAAUUUAGAAAAUUUUGUUAAAAAUAAUUUUACACAAAAUUAUCAUAUAAGCAAUAAAAACUCAGUUAGAACUGUUUUGUUGUUUAGUUCUGGAAAAGUUGUCAUUUAUUCUUGCAAAGAUAUUCAUGAAGUUUUGUCUAUUUCACGAUUUGUUGUAAAUGUCUUACGACGAAAUAAUAACAUCAUCUUUGAAUAA
Plasmodium vinckei vinckei is the source of this 1644-nucleotide messenger RNA. RefSeq names its product conserved Plasmodium protein, unknown function. The coding region runs from base 1 to 1644 and encodes 547 amino acids. Lineage: Eukaryota; Apicomplexa; Aconoidasida; Haemosporida; Plasmodiidae. The record is from RefSeq and is a predicted model, not a curated record. The transcript has a single exon.